This is a messenger RNA of Fusarium sp. VM40, 3882 nucleotides long. NCBI's taxonomy places the organism in Eukaryota, Fungi, Ascomycota, Sordariomycetes, Hypocreales, Nectriaceae. The record is from the annotation of a GenBank genome assembly.
AUGGACCGGCGGCGAAUGUCUGAAAACCACGAUUACGCUUUGCCUCAGCACGUAAAACGUCGCAAACUCGGCCAGGACCACGAGGAUGAGCCCCUCGAUCGCCGCUAUACCGUCGCCUGGAUUUGCGCGCUGCAUAUUGAGAUGGCUGCAGCCCGUGCAAUGCUCGACCAGGAAUACGUUGACCGCCCACAGCAGGCCUAUGACACCAACUCUUACGUCCUGGGGGCUAUACAAAACCACAACAUCGUCAUAGCUUGUUUGCCUGCAAGUCAGUACGGAACGAAUAAUGCUGCGACUGUUUUGAGCAACGUGAAAAGGACGUUUCCUGACAUUCAAAUCGGCCUGAUGGUGGGCAUUGGGGGUGGAGUGCCAACUAAGGCUGAUAUACGACUCGGAGAUAUCGUUGUGGGAGUACGAGUCAUGCAGUAUGACCUCGGGAAGACACUCAGCGACAGCUUCCAACGAACAUCAGUUCCCAGAAUCCCCGACUCUUCCAUUCGCACGGUUAUUUCGAAUCUACGAUCUCGACACGAGCUGAGUGGCAGUAGAGUUCCUUCGAUCUUGAGCAACAAGAUGGGCGACUAUCCUCCUUAUUGUUUACCGACAGAACCGGACCGUCUGUUCCUAUCGUCAUACAAUCAUGAUUCUUCGCUCUCUUCCUGUGAGAAAUGCGACCAGUCUAAGCUCGUGACGAGAAAGCUACGUUCAUCCACUGGUCCAGUCAUUCACUAUGGGGGGAUUGCCUCGGCGAAUACGGUAAUGAAAAAUUCUACCACCCGUGAUGAAAUCGCUCGGGAUCUUGACGUGAUUUGCUUCGAGAUGGAGGCUGCGGGCCUGAUGGACAUCAUGCCAUGUCUGCCGAUUCGAGGUAUCUGUGAUUAUUCGGACUCUCACAAGACCAAGGAGUACCAACGAUAUGCAGCAGCAACGGCUGCGGCCUACGCGUAUGAGUUCUUGCAGAUCUGGGGAGGAGGUGCACCGACAAUAAAGGCUGAAUAUGGUAAACUCCCGAACGAAGGGUUUUUAUCAUCCGCACGAGAGGAUGAGAUAUUGGAAUCCCUCGACUUUGACGGGAUUGAUGCCCGUAAAACCACCAUCAAAGCUGCACAUUCCAAAACCUGCCGCUGGAUCCUUAAACAUCCCGACUACCUUUCUUGGGUCAACCCAGAACACUUAUCAGAGCACAAUGGCUUCCUUUGGAUCAGAGGCAAGCCUGGAGCCGGGAAGUCUACACUCAUGAAGUUUAUCUAUUUAAAAGCGAAAAGACAAGAGCAAGCACCGCAAAGUCUUACGGCUUCGUUCUUUUUCAAUGCUCGAGGCGAUAUAUUGGAGAAGACAGUAUCAGGAAUGUACCGGUCACUGCUCCUGCAGUUAUUCGAAGGUUUUCCUGAUUUGAAGUGUGUCUUGGCAGACCCGGAGAUUUUGCCUCGGAGACAAACAGGCUGCCCUUCCCUGAACGUCCUAAAGGAUCUCCUUCGCAGUGCGGUUUUCAAACUUGGUCAGAGAUCGUUUACCUGCUUCAUCGAUGCUCUUGACGAGUGUGACGAACAGCAAGUAAUGGAUCUAGUCGAAUACUUUGAAGACCUAGCGGAGCAAUGCACGGAAGAUGGGGUGCGUCUAAGUAUUUGUUUCUCCAGUCGACACUAUCCAUAUAUCGACGUGAGAUUGGGUAUUCGCCUCAUUCUGGAGGACCAAGUGGGCCAUGCCAACGACCUGGAGAGUUACAUCAAGGCCAAUCUUCGAAUCAAGGACCCGUCGCUCCUGAUGGAACUUCAAGAGAAGAUGCUUGAGAAAGCGGCAGGGGUUUUCCUGUGGGUAGUCCUCGUGACAGACAUAUUGAAGCGAGAGAAUUGCCGCGGACGUUUAUCUCUAAAGAUGAGACUUGAGCAAGUCCCCAAUGGCCUAAGUGAGCUAUUUAAGGACCUCUUGAGGAGAGAUACCACCAAUAUGGAAGAGCUUAAGCUAUCCGUUCUAUGGAUUCUCCUUAGUAAACGGCCGCUAAAACCAGAAGAGUACUACCAUGCCAUUUGGUCGGGUUUAUCACUACAGGGACUAGCAGAUCCUACCCCACCAGAAGUCGACACAGCGGAUUCUAAGGAAUGCUUUAUACGAUGUGCCAUCAGUUCAUCCAAAGGACUUGCUGAGGUUACAAAGUCCAAACCAACAGUCCAGUUCAUUCACGAAUCCGUUCGUGACUUUCUCGUCAAAGACGAAGGACUCUUUGACUUAUGGCCAGAUCUCAAGCCGGAUUGGGAGAGCGUCGGUCACGAGAAGCUUAAGUUAUGUUGUUACUCUUAUCUCCAAAUUUUCGAACAUGACGGCAACAGUCCUUUCUACCAAAAUCAUCUAAACCGCCAAGAAUGGUUCGGCAAUUAUCCUUUGUUCGAGUAUGCCAGCCAGUCCGUUUUACAUCAUGGCAAUUCAGCAGGAGAUACUGUUUGUCAGCGUCUAUUCUUGGAACAAUUCCAAUCUUUUUGCUGUAUUUGGAUCGUGGUCAUCAAUCAUUUUGAGAAGUUCAACAUUCGCAAGUAUACGCCGGGUGCAGGAUUGCUCUACAUUCUCGCGGAUAGAGGGCAUUCUUCUCUCCUACGCACAAGAUUACUGGAUGAUCAAGAAAUCAAUGUUUCAUCAGAAGGAGAUAGAUACGAAUACCCCCUAAUAGCUGCUAUGGCCAAAGGGUAUAAGAAUAGUGUGGUAGCUCUUUUGCGUCUGUCUUCAGGCGUUCAUGAUGUGGCUCGCAUCACGGACUCCUUAAUAUCUAACGCGAACGCGGACGGCAGAAACCAUAGUCCCUUGUCGUGGGCUUGUAAGCAUGGUCACCUCGGGGUUGUAGAAUUCCUCAUCUCAAGAGGUAUUCAGGACAGCGAAAUAGAAAGACGAAGGAGCACAUUGCUUAUGCUUGCGUCAAAGAACGGACAUGCAGAGAUAGCGGCAUUGUUGAUCGACCACGGAGGGGAUGUUCAUGCAUACGUCAGGGGAGAAACUGCCAUUUCGCUAGCGUCAGCAAACGGGCAUACAAGAACUGUGGAGGUCCUACUUGAAAAGGGGGCAGACCCUAAUCCCCUCAGAUCCCAAGGCCGGUCCGCAUUAUUCUUGGCUGUAUCCAACGGCCAUGAUGCAACUGUGGAACUGCUCUUGAAAAGUGGUAAAAUAGCCAAGUGGGAGAACAGUCUCGGCCAACCGGCACUUCAUCUUACCACACAAAAAGCAACAGUCGAAGUACUUAUCAGACACGGUGCAGACAUUCACGCUCGGGAUGUGGACGGCUUAACCUGCCUCAUGCAUGCUGUGCGUAACUGGGCCCGCAUUGGCACAAUAGAAUAUCUUGUGAACAAUGGAGCGGAUGUCAAGACUCAAGAUGGAAAGGGCAACACCUGCCUUCAUUACGCCUUUCAUAGAGGAUCUGGCCAUUAUGAUACUGUCAAAAUCCUACUCAUGAAUGGGGCCCGAGUCAAUACUCGCAAUGGGCUAGGUCGAACAUGCCUUCAUGAGAUGCAAUAUCUAACUUGUUCUUUGCCUGAAGUAAAGCGUCUGUUUCAAUUACUCUUUAGUUACGAGACUGACGGCAACAUCCGUGAUGAUUAUGGCAACAUACCUCUGCAUCUUAUGCAUGAGAAUACGGAUUGGAGAAUUUUUGUUCCUCUUAUUAACCAGCCAGGUCUAGACCUGAACGCCUGCAACAAAUGGGGAAAGACACCAUUACAUGUUGCAUUGGAGAAGAUGCAAGUCGAUAUUGCAGCCCUUUUGGUUAGUGGUGGAGCGGAUGUCAACAUCACUGAUGCGGAAGGUAGAACACCGUUGGAUGCAGCAAUCCAAGCAAACGACUACCGACUCGUACCCCUUUUGAUUGGGAAUGGAGCGAAGAAAGGUAUCACACACUGA